Phodopus roborovskii (desert hamster) is the source of this 2136-nucleotide messenger RNA. RefSeq names its product thymocyte expressed, positive selection associated 1 (gene Tespa1). The transcript is spliced from 9 exons. Lineage: Eukaryota; Metazoa; Chordata; Mammalia; Rodentia; Cricetidae. The coding region runs from base 21 to 1514 and encodes 497 amino acids. The record is from RefSeq and is a predicted model, not a curated record. Gene Ontology annotation, molecular function: signaling receptor binding.
CCUGAAAGUGGCCCAGGACCAUGGAAGCAUCUGUGCUGAGCCCCACAUCCUGGGAGAAACGAAGGGCCUGGCUACAACAGAGCCGUAACUGGCAAACCCAGGUACUGGAAGAGGAGGCUGCAGCUGCCCUGCAGGAUGCACUGGAUCCCGAGCCUUCCAGCCUAGAUGAUGUUUUCCAGGAAGGGAAUCCACCCAAUAAGAUUGAGGACUGGCUGCAGGGAUGUGGAGACACUGAAGAAGGACUUUCUGAAGAAGCAGGACAACCCAACUGCAAUGGGUUCUCCAGCCACGGGACCAGCUUUGAAGAUGACUUGAGUCUUGGAGCAGAGGCCACAUUAUUGGCCACCAACGGAAACAUCUUUUCCAGGAAUUUCCUCCAGACACCCAGGCCUUGCCGGUUACUUGAUCUUGGCUGUAGUUUGGCUUCCAGCAGCAUGACUGGUGGGACCAACAAAACCAGUUCAAGUAUCUCAGAGAUUUUGGACCAGGUACAGGAAGAUGCAGAAGAUGUCCUCUUCAGCCUGGGCUUUGGCCAUGAGGACCACAAAGAUACAUCUCGUAUCCCUGCAAGAUUUUUCACCAACCCCUCUCAGGCCAAGGGCAUUGACUUCCAGCUCUUCCUGAAAUCUCAGAUGCAGAGAAUUGAGAUGGAGGAUCCCUGCCUGAUGCUGGCCAGCCGGUUUAAGCAAGUGCAAACUCUGGCUGUCACUGCUGAUGCUUUCUUCUGUCUCUACUCUUAUGUGUCUAAAACACCCGUCCAAAAGUUCACACCAUCCAAUAUGUUCUGGAACUGUGACCCAACUGAUGUGCCGUCCAUAAGGAUUCUGGCUCCAGAACCUAAACCUCACUCACCCAGAGAACGUCUUCGGAAGGCAAUCUCUAAAAUGUGCCUGUAUACAGGUUCCCGAGAUCGGCUGUCACCAUCUCACAACCACCACAAAAGGAACAGUUUGGACCAAGUUGUGUGGGAAAUGAUGGACAGAGUGAAAGGAGAAAAGCUAGGUCUCCAGCAAGGCCCUGUACAAGGGCAAGCCACUCAGCAAGAGUCUGUGCCACCACUGAGAAAUACAGAGCUGUCCAGUUGUUCAUUUCCAUAUGUUUUCCACCCUAAAGAAGAAACUCAGGGAGAUGUGUGCUGUGUUCAUGCUCUAGCCAGGGCAGGUCCACAGUGCAGUACAGACUCUGCACAGGUAAGGAGAGAGCUGUGGGGCCUACGGGCCGAUAAUGAGAAGCCAGAGAGUCCAUGGGAAAGAAAAAGCAAAGCAAGAAAGAGCCUAUUUCAAAGUCCUUCCUUGGACAAGAAGACUAAAUCACUGGACUUGUUCACCAUCCAAAAGAAACAAAAACAGAGCCAAGCCAGACAUGUGCUACACCAAUCUCUAACUCAGCAGCUUCAGGAUGCUUCUGACGUGGAGCAGAUACAAAGCCACAGGGAAGAAGAAGCGAAGGAAUGCCACUGGCCCAGCAGAGCCAGACACCCCUACUUCUACCACACUUCCCUUGGAGAAGACUGAAGAAGUAAGUGGGCCUGUGUGUCAGGCUGCAUUUCAAUGUGUGGAUACAUUCUCUCUUCAGUGAAAAUGCAUGAAUAUCCCCAGUGGAACUUAUCCCAUAGUACAAUUAUUUUACUAGUAUGGCAUGUAAUCCAUAGCUGAUUAUUUUUUUAAAAUUCCACAGUUGCAGCUAGAUAAUGCUUUUCUAAGUAAGUGGCAUUCAGACUUAGCAUAUAUCAGAAUAUCCAGACAUUACAAACAUCUGGAUCUCAGUUCAUGGUUUCUUUCUCAGUAGAUCUGAACAGGGACCAUGAACAUGCAUCUCCAACAAGAAUCUGACUCUCAGGUGAUCACCAUUCAAAUGCCACUGUCCCAGAGGACAUUUUGCAGAACCUUAGCAUUAAGAAUGUAUACUAUUAUGAGAAGCUGCUGCUGGAAAUGGAGAAUCAAGGGUCCCACCAGACUUAAUGGAUUACAAUUGGACAAGAUUAGACCAACCUCUCUACUAGGAUAGCAAAGAAAAUAGCAUUAGGUUACCCAUUGUCUUGGAGAUCAUAUCACUUUGUACAGGUAUGUACUCUCUAAUAAACCAUCUACACCAAAAAUUUCCCAAUUAGUAGUCUACAUUUUCAGUGUUAUUUGC